UCACAUGGUUUACAAAAAUAAAAAUCUGUAUAUUUCACAUGUGAUUUACAAUUGAUUUUUAAUAAAAAAAAUCAUUCUUUUCACUAUGAUGAUUAUCUCAUUACUUGGACCAUUAACAUUUCGAAUAAAAUUGAUUGCACCAUACCGAUCAUGUGCCACCAUCACAACAAUCUUUAGUGAACCAAAUAAAUUUAAAAGUAAAUUCGAUUAUUCAUAUGUACCAGCGGUGUUGAGAGAUAUUGAAAACAAAUGGAAAAAUAAAGUCGAUGGAUAUUGGAAUAAUGUUGUUUCAAAACAACAAACAACUUCCGAUACAAAAUACGUAUUGUCAAUGUUUCCAUAUCCAAGUGGACAGCUGCAUUUAGGCCAUACUCGAAUCUAUACAACGGCAGAUUUGCUUUUUAAAACCAGUUUUUUAUGUGGCGAAAAUGUUGUGAAUCCUAUGGGGUUUGAUUCAUUUGGAUUACCAGCUGAAAAUGCUGCUAGAAUCAACAAUCAGGAUCCAUUUGUUUGGACCAAUUCGAAUAUGAAACAAAUGAAAAGUCAACUAAAAAAUCUUGGUUAUCAUUUUCAUUGGCGUGAAAGUACAUCGGAUCCUUCGUAUUAUCGUUGGACACAAUGGCUUUUUUUGGAACUAUUCAAAUCUGGCCUAGCAUAUCAAGGAAUUAGUCAAGUAAAUUGGGAUCCAAUCGAUUGUACAGUAUUGGCAGAUGAACAAGUUGAUUCCGAUGGUAAAAGCUGGCGAAGUGGUGCUAUUGUAGAGAAACGAUUCCAUAAACAAUGGUUCAUUAAAACGAAUGCCUUUGCCGAAGAUUUAUAUGCAGGUGAUGAUAUUAUCGAUACUGGUCAUUGGAGUUUUAUUCUAGCUCAUCAAAGAUGGUGGAUACAAAAACCAAAUGGUUAUUUAUUCUAUUUGACUAUGAGCGAAAAUGAUAAAUCCGGUUUGGAUAAUAUUUUACAAAUAUUCACACCAUAUCCAGAAUUAUUUUGUACGCCGAAAGCUUUCAUUGGAAUUUCGAAACAACAUUGGCUUUCAUAUGGUAAAAAACCUGGUGAAAUUGUAGGACAAAUUAGAAAUCCUUUUCUUAAAUCCAAUGAAAAGAUUGAUAUCAGAUUGAUUGAUGAUGAAAAUUUUCCACCAUCAACACAAGCAACAUUGUUUACGGCAAGAGAAACGCAUCCAGAUGAAACAAAACGAUCAGAAGUAUUGAAUCGAGCUAGUUCACUGGGACUUGGUGGAUAUUAUACUUCACGUUCAUAUCGAGAUUGGUUAAUUUCACGUCAACGUUUCUGGGGAACACCGAUUCCAAUUGUUCAUUGCAAGAAUUGUGGUCCAGUUCCUGUUGAUGAUCAAGACUUGCCAAUACAAUUGCCUCACAUUGAUUAUUCGAAAAUAUCCAGUUUUACAAGCACAGAUAUUUCUAGUCCAUUGAAAAAUUUUGCACCCAAUGAUUGGCUUAGUGUUGAAUGUCCAAAAUGUAAAACUGAUGCGAUACGUGAAACCGAUACAUGUGAUACAUUUUUUGAUUCAUCAUGGUAUUUUUUACGAUAUUUUACCAAACCUAGUGACCGAAAACCUUUUGAUAAAAUUCGUUUGAGACCUGUUGAUUGUUAUAUCGGUGGCAAAGAACAUUCAGCAUUACAUUUGUUCUAUGCUCGUUUUAUCACACAUUUUCUUCAAUCAAAAGGAUAUCUGGAAUUUCGUGAACCAUUUCAUACGUUACUCAUGCAGGCUAUUGUAAAGGCACGUACAUAUAAAUUGAAUGGAAAAUACAUCACUGCAAUGGAAGCUGAAGAUCGAAAAGAUGUGGAAGUUACGUUUGAAAAAAUGUCCAAAUCAAAAGGCACCGGAAUUGAUCCUGAUUUACUGGUACAACAAUACAGUUCGGAUGCAGUCAGAUGGACUAUACUUUCGGUUGGAAAUCCUGAAUCCGAACGACUAUGGGAUAGUGAAGAGAAAGAAUUUGGUCCAACUUUUGUAUUCUUUCAUCGAAUACUAUUGACCAUUGAAGAAUAUUUGGCCGUCAAAUGUGGUCAAUUAAAAACCAAGCCAUUGGAUGCAGGAAAAUAUGAUGAAAUCAUAAAAGAUUUCAGUAAGCAAACUGAUCAUCAUAUUUUCAAUGUUUUAUAUUCGAUAUGUUCAAGUUAUCAAAUUCGAAAUGGUACAUCAACGAUACAUAAAUUGAUCAAUCUAUUACGAGCCAAUAUUCGAAACGAUAUUGUCCAUACAAAAGAAUAUGAACGUGCAUUAGCAUCAUUGAUCAUAAUGUUAUCACCAUUUGUACCAUGUUUUGCUUCCGAAUGUUGGCAAGCAUUUACAAGUCAAUUGAAAGCGAAUGAAUAUUGCAAAUCGUAUGGAUUCGAUUAUAGCAAAAAUGUUGUCGAACAAAAAUGGCCAAAAAUAAUUGAUUCGAAUUUUAUGUACAUUGUUCGUUUCACUUGUCGUAACGAGAAUGGUCGUGAAGAAGAGAAAAAACGUAUCAAAAUACCAUUGAAAUUAUUACAAUCAUGGUCUGUGAAUGAAAUUCGAAAUUUAUUCAAAUCAAUUGAUGAACAUAUUGAAUGGAUUGAGAUUGUGAAAAAUUGUUCAAUAGUAAUACGAUUGAAAAAUCAAUCCAUUGAUAUACCACCGAUUCGUGAUGAGUUUGUUGAUGCUUGA
Dermatophagoides farinae (American house dust mite) is the source of this 2659-nucleotide messenger RNA. It is a transcript of the gene LeuRS-m, whose product is annotated as Leucyl-tRNA synthetase, mitochondrial. Gene Ontology annotation, biological process: leucyl-tRNA aminoacylation; mitochondrial translation. Gene Ontology annotation, cellular component: mitochondrion. Gene Ontology annotation, molecular function: ATP binding; leucine-tRNA ligase activity. NCBI's taxonomy places the organism in Eukaryota, Metazoa, Arthropoda, Arachnida, Sarcoptiformes, Pyroglyphidae. The record is from RefSeq and is a predicted model, not a curated record.